Toxotes jaculatrix (banded archerfish) is the source of this 1065-nucleotide messenger RNA. RefSeq names its product small integral membrane protein 7 (gene smim7). Bases 60 to 287 code for a protein of 75 amino acids. The transcript is spliced from 5 exons. The record is from RefSeq and is a predicted model, not a curated record. Lineage: Eukaryota; Metazoa; Chordata; Actinopteri; Toxotidae.
UUCCUGAUUGCGUGAACGAAGGCGGAAGUGAGGUGUUUCUGUGAUGUGAUGAGGACAAGAUGAUCGGAGAUCUGUUGAUAUUCGGGACCUUACUGGUGAAUGCAGGGGCUGUGCUGAAUUUCAAGCUCAAAAGGAAGGAGGCCCAGGGAUUUGGAGAUGAGUCCAGAGCACCAACAACAGGUGACAACAUCAGGGAGUUCCUGCUCAGCCUGCGCUACUUCCGAAUCUUCAUCGCUCUGUGGAACAUUUUCAUCAUGUUCUGCAUGAUCCUAUUGUUUGGGUCAUGAUCAACAUUUGCGGACUUUCACCCGACUCUCAGUUUUUCAAGAUGGAUGCUCUAAACUUCUCUUCUAGGACUUCUCUGUUUCUUUGGCCCAUUUUAACUGUAAUUAUGCCCAGUUUUCUUUACCACAUCAAAUCCUAAAUCUACUUCUGGCUGUACAGGAAUUUAUGAAUUGCUGUAUUUAUUUUGUGUAAUAGAAGAUGUUACAUUUUUCCUGUUUGUUUUUUUUUUUGUUUGUUUGUUUUUUUUUAAGGAUGUAAUUAUACCAGUACCCCUACCCUCUGCUGGACAUGUGACGUCAUGAGCCGUUGUGCUUCAGUACACAAUUUGAGAGAUUUACUUCAGCAUGUUGGCUUCUUUAUCAAAGGAACACCAGGGUUUUAAAUGAUGGUCAGCCUUUGCUAACAGGAUAGAAAAUGUUUUUCUGUGGCUUGUUAGUUUUUCUGUCAUUAAUUAGGGAUCCUGCUCUGUCCUUAAAACCUACUGUAAUCAAAGUCGGUGUUUGUAAAACGUCUUUUAAUCCUUUUUACCUGCACGGCUGUCACAGUUCAGCUGUAUCCAACAAAGUUAGAAUGAUCUCUGUCACUUUAUGAUGUGAUUUGAUAAAUGACUCAGACAUCUCCAGAUUUUACUUGUUGGUAAUGUGUGCAGCAUGUGCAUCCUCUGAUUUAUGAAAAUGUAAUUUUCCUUUGUUCUGAGGCACAUGUGCUGUAAGUAAAUGUAUAUGUUCUAUAAUGUAAAUGUGUCCUUAUUCUUAACAAUAAAAAUACAGAGUUUUCUUA